GAUAAUAUAAAAUGAAUGCGCGUUGAACCAAUAAACCAAUCCAAUAAAAGCCGUUCUUUCGUGGCAAACAAGUCUAAAUACCCUCUCUUUCUUUUUCUUUCUCUCUCUAUCUCAAUUCUCAAAUUCCUACUUGUAUGGGCUUGGGCUUUUUCUUAUCUUUAAUCUUUGAUUUUUGAAGUUAAAUAAGUCUUUGCAUAUUUGAAUGGAUGGGUGUUUUUGAUUUUGAUUGCUGAAUUCUGAAUUGGGUCAGUUCGAAUUUCAAUAAAAGAGCACAAGAAGUUUUUGGUUUUUAUGGUAGUCAAUUCUUUGAAAAGUUCGUGGUUUUUGAUAAGGUCUUUUUUGUUUGUUUAUGAAUUGGGUAUUGGGAGAAGUUUGAAUUACUGAAUAAAGAUCAUAUUUUUAGUUGGUUGUAGUUCAUGGUUGUUCUUGAUUGGUAUAUGUACUGAACAUAGAUCAUAUUUUUAGUUCUAGGAGAAUUGUGUUGGUGAAGGAGUAAAGUAUUGUUGUUUGAAUGGAUUUUAGUGUUUUAGAAAGUUUAGGAUUGGUUUUAGGAGGAGAAUUGUGUUACUGCUGAUAAGGAAGGAAUUGCUGGUUCAUUGAAAUUUGGUGCUAAAGCACAACAUGGGGUCCGCCUGUGCUAAAGCUUCUUCGGCUGUUCAAGACAGAGACAGCCAAGAGAGCCCAAGAAAGAGAUUGGCAUCUUUGAGUAGACGAUCAUCGAAUUCACGGGUGAAUUCUUCAAGAAGACAUGAGGGAGUGUUGAGAUACCAUGGUGGUGAGGUGAAGGCUAUGCGCUUUGAUAAGAAAGCGAAUGCUUCUAUGCGAGUUUAUGAUGAUCAGAUUGAGAAGAGGAGGAGAGAGAAGAGUGAAGCCUCUGUUAUGGAACUCCCCUACGUGGGAAGGGUACCAAAGGCUACACAGGGAGAGCAGGUUGCAGCAGGCUGGCCGGCUUGGCUUUCUAACGCGGCCGGGGAAGCUAUCAAGGGAUGGCUACCGCGGAGCGCAACUACUUUUGAGAAGUUAGAAAAGAUUGGCCAAGGAACUUAUAGUAAUGUUUACAAGGCUCGAGAUGUAACUCAUAAUAAAAUUGUUGCUUUGAAAAAAGUACGAUUUGAUAAUCUUGAUUGUGAGAGUGUCAAGUUUAUGGCAAGGGAAAUCAUCAUUUUGCGGAGGCUUGAUCAUCGGAAUAUAAUAAAGCUGGAAGGCUUAAUCACAUCACAGAUGUCUCGCAGUUUAUACCUUGUUUUUGAGUAUAUGGAGCAUGAUCUUACAGGGCUUGCAUCACAUCCUGGCAUAAAAUUCUCAGAACCACAGGUUAAAUGUUACAUGCAGCAACUUUUAAGUGCACUUGAUCAUUGUCAUAGUCGUGGUAUCCUGCAUCGUGACAUAAAGGGCUCAAAUCUUCUUAUUGACAAUAAUGGCAUUUUGAAGAUUGCAGAUUUUGGCUUAGCUACUUCUUAUGAUCCUCAUCACAGUGUUCCACUGACAAGUCGAGUGGUCACUCUUUGGUAUCGACCACCAGAACUUUUACUUGGAGCAUCCCACUAUGGAGUUGCAGUGGAUUUAUGGAGUACUGGUUGCAUUCUGGGGGAAUUAUAUUCUGGCAAGCCCAUAUUGCCAGGAAAAACAGAGGUUGAGCAGUUGCAUAAGAUUUUUAAGCUCUGUGGCUCACCUUCAGAGGAUUAUUGGCGAAAAUUGAAGUUACCACAUUCAACAUACUUCAGGCCACCACAGUCUUAUAGACGAUGUGUUGCUGAAACAAUGAAAGAUUUUCCGGCUGCUGCAUUGGGGCUUCUUGAGACCUUACUUUCCGUUGAUCCUGCACAUAGAGGAACUGCUGCUUUGGCUCUCAAGAGUGAGUUCUUUACAACAAAACCUCUUGCUUGUGAUCCUUCAACUUUGCCCAAAUAUCCUCCUUGCAAAGAGAUUGAUGCUAAAGUGCGGGAUGAAGCUAGAAGGGAGCGGAAAGUUGAUCUAGAAAGGAGAGGACAAAAUGAAUCUCGGGCAAUUCCUGCAUCAAAUUCCAACAUGCAGUCAGUCAUGUCAAUGCAGAGAAGACAAAACCAAACCAGUUCGAAAAGCCAAAGUGAAGUGUUCAACCCUCGUCGUGAGGGAGCUGUUUCUGGUCUCCUAGUUGCUCCACCUAAACAGCCACGAGCUGUUAAAGAAGUUAGAGCAGACUACUCGGAGCGUCUUCGUAAGAGGUUUUCCCAAUCAGGGCCACUGGCUGAUGGGCCUGAAUGGACAAAGUCCGGGAAGAAACUUGAUGAUCCACAAGCUGUUUCAACAGCUAUUGACUUAUCAAAAUUAUCUGGUUUGGCAGCAACCAGGACUCUGUUAUCUGAAGGUCACCAAGAAAAAAUUGGUCCUUCACAGUCAGAGAAAACAGAACAAAUGGGCAGGUUUUCGGGUUCAGUUAAUGCAUUGCAGUCCAAAAGAAAGCAGGACCAAAAUUGUUACACACAGAUGGUUGGAGAUUUCCCUCAGAUAGAAGAUGGAAAGGCCUCUGCUAAAGAAUCAUCUCUGCAUGGUCAUGGGCAUAAGGGAAACAAGAUCUAUGUCUCUGGUCCGUUACUGAACUCAUCAAACAAUGUGGAUCAGAUGCUAAAAGAUCAUGAUCGCAAGAUCCAGGAAUUUUCGCGACGUGCACGACUUGACAAGACAAGAGCUGAGAAAGUUCAUGCUCAUGGGAAGCAAGUAAUUGCUAAUUAAAAUGUCACAUUGAAUCCUAAGAUGGAUAAAUCAGCAAUGGCAUCCAACAUUGUCAUUGAUACACAGCUAAGCUCUUUGUAAUUAUAUUACCUCAUGCGUAGGGAUUUUUUUUUAUAAAAAAAUUAUUCUUUAAAUUUUAUUUUAAUUUGACUCUUUUUACCACA
Quercus robur (English oak) is the source of this 2876-nucleotide messenger RNA. RefSeq names its product probable serine/threonine-protein kinase At1g54610. Gene Ontology annotation, molecular function: RNA polymerase II CTD heptapeptide repeat kinase activity; cyclin-dependent protein serine/threonine kinase activity; ATP binding. Lineage: Eukaryota; Viridiplantae; Streptophyta; Magnoliopsida; Fagales; Fagaceae. Bases 622 to 2712 code for a protein of 696 amino acids. The transcript is spliced from 8 exons. Gene Ontology annotation, biological process: positive regulation of transcription elongation by RNA polymerase II; protein phosphorylation. The record is from RefSeq and is a predicted model, not a curated record. Gene Ontology annotation, cellular component: cyclin-dependent protein kinase holoenzyme complex; nucleus.